GUAUUUUCUGGUAACUGUACUUUUCAGCUUUCAUACUCAAUGAUUGUUUGAAGCUUUAGUAAAAAUAAAAAAUUAAUUCAGAUUUACCGCUUAACCGGUUAUACUUAACAUUUUUUAAUUAGUACAUUUACAAUAAAUCAAAUAACAAGAGAAUUCAGUUUCUUCAAGUUUUUUAUUUUUAAAAGUUUUAGUCUUGCGUUUGGAUCUGUGUCAAGUAUUAUUGAGAUUAACCUCAGCGAACCGGUUUGUCAGCGGAUCCCCUCCAGUUUACUGUGUUCUGUGUUCAGUAUUUGGUACUUACUACAUAACUAGUAAAGUAGUAACAGUAACUAUACUAACUUCUAGUUACCUACUACUAUUAUUAUUAUUCUACUUGCUACCAUAAUAGUAGGUACUUUAAUAGUUAGUUUCCGUUCGAUUUGAAAAUUUUUCUUGUUGAAUCAAAAGAAUCUACUGAUUGACUAUAUAAAGAUGACUGGACGCGCAUUACAUUUCGUGUUCAAAAUAGCCGAGAGAACGAAAACCAUCAAGUUUUUUAGAGAACUCUUGGGAAUGAAAAUAUUGAGGCAUGAAGAAUUCACUCAGGGCUGUGAGGCGGCAUGCAAUGGACCGUAUGACAAUCGUUGGAGUAAAACUAUGAUCGGAUAUGGACCAGAAGACACUCAUUUUGUAAUUGAACUUACCUACAACUAUGGUGUUGAUGAUUACAAACUUGGAAAUGAUUUCCUUGGAAUAACGAUAAAAUCUUCAAAAGUGUUAGAAAAUGCUAAAUCCCUCGGUUGGCCUGUUGAAGUCGAGGACAACACGUCUUAUGUUGUAGCACCUGGAGGAUAUAAGUUUUAUGUUAUUGAUGAACCUCAACCUGUUGAUAAAGAUCCUGUUGUAAAUGUCAUGUUAUCAUCUACAAACUUGACGAAAUCUAUGAAAUUUUGGAAUGGCAUACUUGGCUUAAAAAUUUUCAAUCAAAAUGAAUCUUUAAUAGAAUUAGGAUUUGGCGAUGAUCAAGCUAAAUUGAAAUUAAGAGAUAUUGGAGAGCCAAUUAACCAUGCAACAGGAUAUGGAAGAAUAGCAUUUGCAGUUCCUACAUCUGAGUUAAAAAGUUAUCAAGAAAAUGCCAUCAAUAAUCAAUAUAAAAUUUUAACUCCUUUUGUAACCUUAGACACACCUGGAAAAGCUUCAGUGUCGGUGGUGAUUUUUGCUGAUCCUGAUGGACAUGAAAUAUGUUUUGUUGGAGAUAAAGAAUUUCGUGAGCUAUCUCAGUUUGAUGCAAGUUCUGAAAAGCAGUUAGACAAAUAUAUUGUUAAAGAUGAAGCAAGAAAAUUGAAAAAUUAAAUGUUUGUGAUUACAACAAUUCUUUUUUAUUUGUGUUUCUAAAUUUUGUAUAACCAGCAUACAUUUAUAGUUUUAUAUAUUGUUAUACAUGAAAUAGUAUUAAAGAUAAUGGGUUAACUUAUUUUUUAAAUUAUAUAAUAUACAUUACCUAAUAUAAAAUAUUGUUGAUAAUAUGUAUUGAUAUAUUGAACAUGACUCAUCUAAUUAUUCUAAAAUCUAAAUGUAAUGUUCAAAAUAGAUAUGAUAUUUUGUGUUGGUCA
Molecule: messenger RNA, 1592 nt
Organism: Myzus persicae (green peach aphid)
Lineage: Eukaryota; Metazoa; Arthropoda; Insecta; Hemiptera; Aphididae
Product: glyoxalase domain-containing protein 4
Exons: 8
Coding region: 472-1332 (286 amino acids)
Source: RefSeq, a predicted model, not a curated record